AUGGACACGUUUUCCAAGUCUGACCCAGUGGUGGUCCUCUUCGUGCAGAGCUCAGGGAGCAGCGAGUGGAAGGAGUUUGGGCGCACCGAGGUGAUUGACAACACCCUGAACCCCGACUUCGUCCGCAAGUUCGUCCUCGACUACUAUUUUGAGGAGAAGCAAAACCUCCGCUUCGAUGUCUACAACGUGGACUCCAAGAGCUGCUCCAUUUUAAAGCAGGACAUCGUCACAAUGCAGCUGUGUGCCAACAAGCUGGACAAGAAGGACUUCUUCGGAAAAUCCGACCCCUUCCUCGUCUUCUACCGCAGCAACGAGGACGGCACCUUCACCAUCUGCCACAAGACAGAGGUGGUGAAGAACACGCUGAACCCGGUGUGGCAGCCCUUCACCAUCCCCGUGCGCGCCCUCUGCAAUGGCGACUACGACCGGACAGUGAAGAUAGAUGUGUACGACUGGGACAGGGAUGGGAGCCACGACUUCAUCGGGGAGUUUGCCACCAGCUACCGGGAGCUCUCCAGAGCACAGAGCCAGUUCACGGUGUACGAGGUGCUGAACCCCAGGAAGAAAUGCAAGAAGAAGAAAUAUGUGAACUCUGGCACUGUGACUUUACUCUCCUUCUCCGUCGAGUCCGAAUUCACAUUUGUUGACUACAUCCGAGGCGGGACGCAGCUGAAUUUCACCGUCGCCAUCGACUUCACGGCCUCCAACGGGAUGCCGUCGCAGCCCACCUCGCUGCACUACGCCAGCCCCUACCAGCUGAGCGCCUACGCCCUGGCGCUGAAGGCGGUGGGGGAGAUCAUCCAGGACUACGACAGUGACAAGCUCUUCCCUGCCUACGGCUUUGGCGCCAAACUCCCACCCGACGGCAAGAUCUCCCACCAGUUCCCUCUGAACAACAACGUGGACAACCCCAGCUGUGCCGGUAUCGAGGGCGUGCUGGAGUGCUACCUCCAGAGCCUGCGCACCGUCCAGCUCUACGGUCCCACCAACUUCGCCCCCGUCAUCAACCAGGUGGCUGGCGCGGCUGCCCAGGUGACCGAUGGCUCGCAGUACCACGUCCUCCUCAUCAUCACUGACGGCGUCAUCUCUGACAUGCUGCAGACCAAGGAAGCCAUCGUCACCGCUUCCUCCUUGCCCAUGUCCAUCAUCAUUGUGGGAGUGGGUCCAGCUGAGUUUGAGGCCAUGGAGGAGCUGGACGGUGACGAUGUGCGAGUAUCUUCCCGGGGCCGCUAUGCUGAGCGGGACAUCGUACAGUUUGUGCCGUUUCGGGACUACGUGGACGACUCGGGAAACCAGGUGCUGAGCAUGGCCCGCCUGGCCAAGGACGUGCUUGCCGAGAUCCCCGAGCAGCUGCUCUCCUACAUGAAGACCCGCGACAUCAAGCCUCGCCGGGCAGACCCCCAGUAG
Chaetura pelagica (chimney swift) is the source of this 1407-nucleotide messenger RNA. RefSeq names its product copine family member IX (gene CPNE9). Gene Ontology annotation, molecular function: calcium-dependent phospholipid binding. The transcript has 17 exons. Gene Ontology annotation, biological process: cellular response to calcium ion. Lineage: Eukaryota; Metazoa; Chordata; Aves; Apodiformes; Apodidae. Gene Ontology annotation, cellular component: plasma membrane. Bases 1 to 1407 code for a protein of 468 amino acids. The record is from RefSeq and is a predicted model, not a curated record.